ACAGGAAAUAUUAGAAAAGGUUUGUUAAUUGAUGCUAUCGAAGAUGGAACAUAUACAAGAUUACACUCUUAUGAUUACAGCCAAGGAAAAAGUUUAAAUUUAGUAAUAAAUCCAUUUGGAGGAGGCAAUGUAGGGAUUGGAACUUCAAAACCUCAAAAUAAAUUGGAAAUACAAGCAGAAUUAAAUACUGACAAUACUGGUAAAUCAGGGUUACGCUUUUCAAACUUAAAUUCAAAUUAUUUACCUGUUAAUAACCCCGGAAAUGGGGUUUUAUCUGUUGAUCAAAACGGAAAUGUAGUUUAUGUUAAAAAUAAAGUCUAUAGGAAAUGUAAUGAUACUUCAGAUAAAAAUGCCGAUUUAAUAAAUGAUGUAGACUUACCUUUAAACAAUAAUACAUUUAUCUUUAAAGAUGGGGAUUUGAAAAACUCAAUUAGAGAAAACCGAGUUGGAAUUGGUGAGUUUAAUAAUUGUUCUGUAAAUGCAAAAUUACAUGUGAAAAGAGAUGGAGAGACAUUUUUGAGUGGAGAAGGAGUUAACAAUACAAUAAAUCCAAACGUGAAUUAUGGAGUUGAUUUAAAUGUUAGUAAUUCUACUACGUCAUAUGGAAUGUUUGCGUCUACGACAGGUUCAACACAAGCUUAUGGAGUAUAUUCAGAUGCCCGUGUAAAUGGAAAUAGUUCAAACAAUUCGUUUAGUUAUAGAUCGGAAGAGCG
Molecule: messenger RNA, 713 nt
Organism: Mitosporidium daphniae
Lineage: Eukaryota; Fungi; Microsporidia
Exons: 3
Source: RefSeq, a predicted model, not a curated record